Sesamum indicum (sesame) is the source of this 678-nucleotide messenger RNA. The record is from RefSeq and is a predicted model, not a curated record. NCBI's taxonomy places the organism in Eukaryota, Viridiplantae, Streptophyta, Magnoliopsida, Lamiales, Pedaliaceae.
AUGAUGUACAAAGCUAAGCAAAAGGCACUGAAUGAUGCUCACAAACAGUUAGGUAGAGAACCAGAGAUGAGUGAUAUGAUUGAUAGAGGUCCUUAUUGGUUGAAUAAUCAAUUAUGGAAUGAUUUAGUUCAGAAGUAUUGGGCCUCAGAAGAUUAUUUAGGAAAAUAUCAAACUACCCGAAAAAAUCAUUUGACUAAAAAAGAUGGUUCGAUAACAAAACACACUGGUGGUUCUAUUCCUGUUGGGGCACAUAGGCAAAAAAUGGAAAAAGAACUUGGUAGAGAAGUGACUGAUCUUGAGCUAUUUCAAAGAUGUCAUAGAAAGAAUAAAGGAAUCGGGGAGUUCAUCAACAACAAAUCCAAAAGAAUUAGUGAAGAAUACCUUGAAAAAACGGGUUGUACUGAUGUUUCUUCACAGUCUUCAUUUAAUAGAAAAUUGCUUGAAAUUGCUCUUGAAGAAGUUCGAAAGAGGGAGGAAGAGGCUCGAAAGAGGGACGAAGAGGCUCGGAAGAGGGAGGCAGACCUACAAGAACUUGUUCGAAAAUUACUUCAAGAUGUGGGAUACACAAAACCAUCAAUUUGCUGGUGGGUCGGGACAACAGGAGCAACAACAUUCCAGGAAGGAUAAUUAGUUUAUUUUUUCUGUUGGUUGUUUAUCACUUAGUGUAUGUUGAUUUGG